AUGGGGCGCAAAUAUUCAUCUGUCGCAUGCAGUAAAAGCAGACGGAGCAAAUCAACACCAAUAAAAAUCAUUCCCAGCUGAAAAUAAUACCCAAAUCAGUCAGAGGACCCAAGCGACAAAACUUCGCGAAAAAAGAUAAAAAAAGCCAGCAAAAGAAAAGAGUCUGAGUCAAACAAAUCCUGUAAUUUCCCUGCGAGACACAAAACACGGAUCAAGUCCUUGCGGAUCAUUUCGUAAUUUUUAGGCCCAAAACUUGUAUUUUUUUACGAUUUUCGUGGCAAAUUUUGCCACAAUAUAACUUUUUGGCUCUUAUUUUUUAGGUAGCUGAUGGAACAAGCAGAGUAUUUUUUUACGACUUUCGUGGCAAAUUUUGCCACAAUAUAACUUUUUGGCUCUUAUUUUUUAGGUAGCUGAUGGAACAACCCAGUCGACCCUGUGGAAUCCGACGAGAUCCUGCGCACGGAAGACCACACAUCAGAUUUUGAGGACCAAAUUGAAGCGAGUUUGAACGUUGAGUUGGGUUUCAUCGACGAUCAGGUAUGUUUUUCUUGUUGUUCUUGAAAUUUAGGUAUGAAAAUUGAAAAAGAAGUAGAAAAGUUUGUUGAUGCUCAACUUUUGGGCUCUUAUUUUUUAGGUAGCUGAUGGAACAACCCAGUUGACCCUGUGGAAUCCGACGAGAUACUGCGCACGGAAGACGACACAUCAGAUUUUGAGGACCAAAUUGAAGCGAGUUUGAACGUUGAGUUGGGUUUCAUCGACGAUCAGGUAUGUUUUUCUUGUUGUUCUUGAAAUUUAGGUAUGAAAAUUGAAAAAGAAGUAGAAAAGUUUGUUGAUGCUCAACUUUUGGGCUCUUAUUUUUUAGGUAGCUGAUGGAACAACUCAGUUGACCCUGUGGAAUCCGACGAGAUACUGCGCACGGAAGACGACACAUCAGAUUUUGAGGACCAAAUUGAAGCGAGUUUGAACGUUGAGUUGGGUUUCAGCGACGAUCAGGUAUGUUUUUCUUGUUGUUCUUGAAAUUUAGGUAUGAAAAUUGAAAAAGAAGUAGAAAAGUUUGUUGAUGAUCUAGUAUAAGGCGUGAAAUUAAAGCCUUGAGCUUUUGAAGUUUAAUAAAAGUGAAAAUCAGCCAUUAGUGACCUAGAAAUUACUGGAUUUGGCAAUAAAUCUCAAUUUUUUUAGGAAAAUCCGUCGGAAGAAGCCGAAGAACCCAGCUCAUCUCUUGAAAAUGAUGUGAACAAACUUACCAGGAACCAGCCAAAAGACACAGCCAGCCCCGAACAUCCGAUGGUACCCGUACGUCAGCUGUCCCUUCAACCAGUCGUUCCAUUUAAUAUUAUUUAGAAGAUCUCUUAAGUAGAAUUCAAUUCUGGUAGAGCUUUUAGUGUAGUUGCUUCUUUUUAUAGCGUUAAAUUAUUUAUUAUUUGUUUUUGGGAACUCGUUAUAUAUUUUUGAAAUCGUUUUUUGAUUGUUGUUGUUUAGAAGGAUAAAAUUAUAUAUUUACCAUGUUGAAUAUCUGAAAACCCCAAAAAAAACGACUAAUUUAACCUCAAAAUUGAAUGGUGCAAGGCCUAGUUCAAGAAGGCGGAGACAAUUUUCUAGAGCUGCCUCCUGAUUGGCUGCAGAAAGGGGGGCGGAGCUUCUCUAAACUCAGCACUGAAUUUUGAAAAUCAGUGCCGACUUAUUAAAAAUGCACUGAAUUUGAAAAAUCAUUACUGACUUAUUAAAAAUGCACUGAAUUUCAAAAAUCAUUACUUUCUUAUUAAAAAUGCACUGAAUUUAGAAAAUCAUUACUGACUUAUUAAAAAUGCACUGAAUUCUGAAAAUCAGUGCAGGGCUAUUAAGUCCGCACUGAUUUUUCUCAGAUUCGCAAGUUUGUUGACACUGGGUUUUCCAAAUCGCUGCACAUCGAUUUUUGCAGUGGUUUACGCCUCAUCGGCGAAGAUCGAAUGCAAGAACUUCUGUGACCACGUUUAUAUAAUUGAUACUUUCGCGGCCAUACACUCACGAAUAUUCCUGAUUGUUUAGUGAAGUGAGACUAUUUAUAGCGAGAAUAAGCUAUUACGACCCUUUGUUUGGAAAAUUUUGACGAGAAAUUGAGAAAAUUGCGAUUUUUAGAUAUUGUUUUAGGUGAACGUGACGAUUUUUGACGCAAUAUACGUCUUUGAGAGGCUUGAACUACUUGGAAAUUGUAUUGGAAAGCUGCGUUUGGUUGAUUCGCUAGCUGUGUGAUUAUUUCUGUGUCGUUUGGACCUAUUUUAUCGUUGUUGAUCUAGAAUUUUGAUCUUGUUUCGUGAGCUUUGAAAUUUUGUUGAAAUCCGAAGAAUUUUUGGUUGUAAUUGAUUAUAAUUUGUUGUGAAAGAAUAGAGAACUCGUGUGAAUUGUGUUACUGAAGUUUAAUUGCAGGAAGACCGUGAAUUUUGGCCAAUCUAUCAAGUGUAAUAUCGAAAAAGCCCAGCGGACCUGGUACAAUAUCGAGACCUAAAGGAAAUAAGGAUAAGUCGUUUGAAAGUUUGUUGUUCCACCUUUAGAAAAGAGAAUGCAGGUGAAUAAAAACGAAAGUGGUACGAUAGAUGUUGAUUUCGGAUAUUUGUUACCUAAAAUGGAGAAAAAUCUUCCAGAAUUGUCGAAUCUCUCGCCAAAAUUGCCUUUUACUCCUUCCUUGCCUCAUCAAAACUAUUCUGAUUGUGAUUCGCGAGUAGAAAAGACCGAAUUCUAUCGAGAAAGCAUCAAGAAAGCAUUAUCAGACACACACAUCAUGAAUACAUUAACAUUUGAACAAAUUUAUCUCUUGAGAAACGGCCGAAUGUCUUACAUAACUGGUGAAGAGAAAGAAGAGUUUAUUUACGACAUUCUAUAUAACAUUUUCGUUGUCACAGAGGAGCUGUACAUUGAACAUCGUUGCAAAAUAUUGGAGAAACGACUUCGAGGACCAAUCUUGGAAUUCUAUCAAGCUUUGAAUAAGAGUACGGAUUAUUUCGGAGACAUUAUGGAUCCACUCAUGGAGGAAUUCGGGUACGAGAAAGACAUUGAUUACUUCUCAACAUUUCCUCAUUAUGACCAAACCUUGAUUCGAGACUCUCUACCAUCUCAAGACGAGGCCUAUAAUGCAUUCCAACUUCAGAAACAGCACUCAUCGGACAUCAAAAAACUUGAUUUACAUUGUAACUUCUGUGGAAAGCCGAAUCAUCUCGAAAAGAGUUGCUUCAAGAAGAAACGAGAACGUGUUUUAUCUUCAAAAAACCUUCCAGAAUCUCAAGAACAGUGUCAAAGUGAUCUUUCUCAGUCUGAUUUGAACAACUCAUCACCUAUUGUUCAUGAUAAACACCCAGAUUUAACAUGCAGCAGUGAUCCAAAAGAAAUUAUUGAUCCGACAGAUGCUUACGACGAAAACUUUGACGAACUUUUACGAUGCUAUCAGCAACUAAUGGAAAGAUAUAAAAGAAAUACUGAGGUAAGAAAGGUCGUGAAGAUAGACAAUGAGAAGUUUACGGCCACUAAUGAGCCAUGUCAAAGUAAGAAACCUUGUGAAUCCGAUAGCAACAUCGAAGAGAAAGGUGAAGAUCAUUCAGGAUUUGAAAAUGGAGAUUUCGAAGAGUUGUUUUACAAACCAGAAGCACCAUUAUCGCACACAAAAGCCAAUUACCAGACGGAUUAUACCUCAGAAUUGUCAAAAAGCGUAUUCAUGAGCUGGAACAAAGAGAAGUAUGAUGACAGUAUUGACUUUAUGGAAAUUUUGGAUGAUUCUCUCUACGCUGAAUGGUUAAAAGAUGACCCUAUAAGAAAGAAAUGUUCGGAACUUGAUGCAAAUCUCCCGAAAGUUGAGAGUGAUUGUGCGAAUUUAGCAGAGUCAUGUGUUUUCCAGUUGAUGUCAAGUCUUACCCUUGGUCAGAAUAAUCAAAUUUCGGAAAAUUACGAAGACUACAAUCGCUUUUCUAGCUCGUUUCUACCCGCCAAAGGAUGUAAAUUUAAAUUUGCUCAAGAAACUCAAUGUUUGAAUGGUGCAUUGAACCAACAAACCUCGGCCGGAUUAGCAAAUUAUUCGCGAAUCGAAGGGAAAGGAUGCAAGUUUAAGGAGAUAUUCGAAAAUUUUGGUCACGAAAACUUCUCAAACCGCAAAAUUAUGAAUUCUAGUGAUCUGGAAAGGAAUGAAAAGACUAAAAACUCAAACUCUGAGACAGAUAUCACGUCACCUUACCAGAAAAUCAAAGGAAAGGGCACAAAAUUCAAAUCUUUCGAUACUAUGUGGACCUGUAUGGCAAAAUGUAUUGUAAAUUGCUAUUUUAUUGUGGAAAUACCGUAUUUUAUUGUAAUUUGGUGUAUUAUCUUGAGGGUAUUUCUGUUUUUGAUUCACAAAUUCUCUAUCUACUUAUUAUGUUCCGGUAAAAAGUCAAAUCUGAUGAGAUGUUGGCCCUGUUUCAGGAAUGCGAAAAAGCUUUCUGCAAACGCCGGGACGUCGUUUAGUGAUUGAGGGGGGAGCCAUGGGGUAUUUAGGAUAUUUUAGGGAUUUUAGGGACUUUUACAUUAACUUUACUCUCGUUUCAUGUCAACACCCGUCGCGCGGGGGUUGGAAUGGAAGGUUAGAAAGCGGUCGUGCGUUUGGCCCCGCAGGAAUAUUGGAUCUGUUGGUAUCUUAUUUGUAUUGUGCUCGCGGCCUAUCAAUAAACUAUCGACUGUAACUGUUGGAUUCGGCGUUUGGGGAGUUGAUCAGUUGGGUGGUUGUCCCACUGGUAUCGGGGAAGUAGUAGGGACCUGGAAUCGGCUGGAGGAAGGACCCAACCACGUUCCCAUUCUAUAUAUGGAUUGAGAUGGAGCUUUCAACUCAUUACAGUCCACAAAGUGUUCAUUACUUUCCCGACAGGCUGGUAUAACAACUCUGUCACAUCAAAAUGCUGCUUCCAGAAUCGCGCCAUCUUGAUCAAGACCAAUUACGAACUGAUUCAAAUUUUACGAGCUUAUGAUGGCGCCAACGAUGUGCUGCAUCCGGCGUCGGUGAAAAGAUCGGCCCCUUGGCGAAGGGAACAGUUGAAGAAUUACACGUUUGAUGACUUGGAGCUUUUCCGAUAUGGUAAGGCUAAAGACACCAGUGUGCCGGGAAAAUAA
Messenger RNA from Bursaphelenchus xylophilus (pine wood nematode), 5100 nucleotides. The record is from the annotation of a GenBank genome assembly. Lineage: Eukaryota; Metazoa; Nematoda; Chromadorea; Rhabditida; Aphelenchoididae.